UCCUUGGAACGUUCGGAAGAUAACUUUUUGUGUUCCUUUGGAACUUUGUGUAGCAAUUUCGGGAGCAGCGAUGGCGCCUGAGCGCGGAAGUGAUGGGCGCUCGCAGCCCGGCGGCAGCGCUACCGAGGGGCUGCCUCAGGCUUUCUUGCACAGCCUGCGGACCCUCUUCGACAUCUUGGACGACCGCCGUCGAGGCUACGUGCACUUGCGGGAGAUCGAGUCCCGGUGGCUGCAGCAAGGGAGCGAAGCUAGGGAGUUGCCCCGGGGCGUCUUGGAAGGGCUGCGCCGAGCCGCCCCGGCCAGCGGCUACCUCACCUUUGAGCGGUUCGUGUUGGGCUUGAGAUCCUCGCUCCUCAGCCCAGACAAAGGAGGCACCUCACCGGGCCCCGCAAACAAAGGCCCCGGGGCCGGGCGCCCCGCCGCCCCUGCUCCGAAAAUCAGAGGAGAAUCGGAGAGGGGGUCCGGACGGGGCGCCGGCGGGUGCGCUUCUCGUUCCCAGGAGAAGGUCGCCAGCACGCCGGCGGAAUGCAAGAGAGCAGCAACGAAAGGUGGCAGUGGUGGUAUCCGAAAGCUGGCAGGACAGGCUCAGUACGAGAGCACCUCCAAGCUGGCAGCGGAAGUACGGAGGCAGCCAAGAGGCCGCGUUGAGCACAGAAGACACACCAUCACCAACGGUGUGGACUACAGCAUGCUGAAGCAGAUGAAGGAGCUGGAGAAGGAGAAGGACUUACUGCUGCAGGGGCUGGAGCUGGUGGAGAAAGUGCGCGAGUGGUACCACCAGCAGAUGCACGCUCUCCAGGAGCACCAGAAGCACCUGGGUAGCGGCAGAGCUCACAGCGACUUGUUCACAGAGGGCACUGUGAGCCACCAUCUCGUGCCCAAACUGCAAGCGCUGAACCACUACCUCAGUGAGCUAUUGUGUCUCUCAGCAAAGCCACUGAACCCCAGUUUUGCAAUGGGCCAUGCUGCACCCUCUGCGCUCACGACCUCCCCUCCUCUCGUCGGAUCUCAGCAGGCCUUCAACAUGUUGAAGGAGCAGAACCGUCUACUCACCAUGGAGGUGACAGACAAAAGCGAGCGGAUCACCCAGCUGGAGCAGGAGAAGUCUGCUCUGAUCAAGCAGCUGUUUGAAGCACGUGCCCAGAGCCACCAGGAAAGCAACCAGCUGGACUCCACCUUCAUCUAAGACCAUCUCUGGACAUUGUACAGGGCUGCAGGGAGCCA
Lacerta agilis (Sand lizard) is the source of this 1224-nucleotide messenger RNA. It is a transcript of the gene SAPCD2, whose product is annotated as suppressor APC domain containing 2. The record is from RefSeq and is a predicted model, not a curated record. The transcript has 6 exons. Lineage: Eukaryota; Metazoa; Chordata; Lepidosauria; Squamata; Lacertidae. Bases 71 to 1186 code for a protein of 371 amino acids.